This is a messenger RNA of Pseudogymnoascus verrucosus, 1142 nucleotides long. RefSeq lists its product as uncharacterized. The record is from RefSeq and is a predicted model, not a curated record. NCBI's taxonomy places the organism in Eukaryota, Fungi, Ascomycota, Leotiomycetes, Thelebolales, Thelebolaceae. Gene Ontology annotation, cellular component: intracellular anatomical structure. Gene Ontology annotation, molecular function: oxidoreductase activity, acting on NAD(P)H, oxygen as acceptor. The transcript is spliced from 4 exons. Bases 108 to 1127 code for a protein of 339 amino acids.
CAUAAACUUCUGACGAUUCGACGGUAUGAUGGAGAUUUUGUGAUGCUAUGUAUCUGCUCUAACUUAUGUUUAUGGAACCGUGAACCUCUACAAAUAUUUCUUACACCAUGUCUUCCCUACGAACGUUGUCAACUGCAAGAAGAGCUCUUCGCUGUUGGCCGCCGAUAAACCUUGCGCGUACGAGCCGGACUCCGAUAAGAACCUUCCAAAAUUACGCAAAGCUCCAGCAAAUAUCACAGGUAGACGGAUCAAUCAAAGCGGGAACAAUGUCAAAGAAUAGUCGAGAGAAUGCAGGCGCUACUACGCCAGCUUUCAAUCCAACAUUGCCCUUCUUCUCGCUCACAGGAAAGACGGCAGUAAUUACUGGCGGAGCGAGAGGACUUGGCCUCGCGAUGAGCAAGGCGCUCGUUAUGAGCGGAGCUGAUUUAGCAAUUGUUGACAUAAACAAAGAUGAGGCAAAAAAGCAAGCUGUAGCCAUUGCGAGAUUAUUUUCAGAGACAUACCCCAAUCAAAAGACUCCCAAAGUAACAGCUCACUAUGCCGAUGUCUCCGCGAAAUCCGAUGUCGACGCUGCCAUUGCCGAAAUCCUCACGCAGCAUUCACAGAUCACAAAUCUGGUAACUUGCGCAGGCUUCUGUGAGAAUUGUGACGCCAUCGAUUUCCAGCCAGAACGGAUCAAGCGGAUGUUGGGCGUAAAUGUUGAAGGUACCUACUAUUUCGCGACAGGCGUUGCGAAGCACAUGAUGGAACGUCAAAUAGCCGGAAACAUGGUGUUUAUCGGAAGUAUCUCUGGCAGCAUUGUGAAUGUGCCCCAGCCACAGGCCUUGUACAAUGCAAGCAAAGCGGCCGUCAGGCAUUUGGCUGCAAGUUUAGCGGUCGAGUGGGCGAAUAAGGAUAUCCGCGUGAAUUGUCUAAGCCCAGGGUACAUGCUUACUGAAAUUGCCAUGGACGCUCAAAUUCUUGUCGACAACCCUGGAUUAAAGGCAGAGUGGGAAUCCAAAAUCCCCCAAGGCAAGAUGGGGGCACCAGAAGAACUCAUGGGAACCGUUGCGUUCUUAUCUUCUGCUGCAUCGAGGUAUAUCACUGGGCAAGAAAUAAAGGUUGAUGGUGGAUACACAGUUUGUUAAUACCAAUUCUACGAG